This is a messenger RNA of Fulvia fulva, 3795 nucleotides long. RefSeq lists its product as uncharacterized. Lineage: Eukaryota; Fungi; Ascomycota; Dothideomycetes; Mycosphaerellales; Mycosphaerellaceae. Gene Ontology annotation, molecular function: transmembrane transporter activity. The transcript has 5 exons. Gene Ontology annotation, biological process: mitotic spindle assembly checkpoint signaling; attachment of mitotic spindle microtubules to kinetochore; transmembrane transport. Bases 1 to 3795 code for a protein of 1264 amino acids. The record is from RefSeq and is a predicted model, not a curated record. Gene Ontology annotation, cellular component: nuclear envelope; mitotic spindle; kinetochore.
AUGUGGUUGUAUGCUGGCAGUGAGAGUCCAGUCAACUCCAUUUCGCCGCAGUACCGCGGCCCAGCAGCACCUAGCAUUGUCGCCAGAAAAGCAGAAGACGAAGAAUACUGCACUAAAAAGUCGGAGAAAUCAAGAAAUGCGAGCCAGAACGCACAACCCGAAUCAGCACCAACGACAGAUACUCUUGGCCCCAUCAUCGAGCCCACCAGUUGCGCACCCAUCGACAUCGACGCUCCUCCAGAUGGCGGCUACGCCUGGGUCGUCUGCGGCGCCAUCUCCAUGAUCAAUGGUUUCACCUGGGGCAUCGCCGCUUCCUACGGCGUCUACAUCUCAAACUACCUCGCGACCGACUACUUCCCCGGCGCCACGCCAUUGGACUACGCCCUAAUCGGCGGCAUGGAACCCGGUGUAGCAAUGGUCAUAUCGCCCAUCUGCACGAUCCUCACCCGUGAGAUAGGGCGCUUCUGGGUUAUGUCAGCGGGCUGUGUCAUGAUACAUUGCUCUUUCGCGAAGGAGAUUUGGCAGUUAUAUUUGACGCAGGGAGUACUGGUUGGGCUUGGGCUUGGGUGUGUGUUCAUCCCGAGUGUGCAGGUGCUGCCGCAGUGGUUCCUGAAGCGGAGAUCUUUGGCCGGUGGGAUUGCGUCCGCUGGUAGUGGGUUCUCUGAUUUGGCAUUCUCGUUGGGAACCAAUGCGAUGAUUGAGCAGAUUAGUCUGGCAUGGGCUCUGAGGAUCACAGGGAUCCUGUGUCUUGUUGGUAACUUCGUCGGGACCUAUCUUGUGAGGGACAGGAAUAAGGUCGUCAAGCCACCUCAGCUAGGGUUUGCUGUGCAUCUGCUGAAGAGAUACGAUUGCCUGCUGCUCCUUGGCUGGGCGUUCAUCAACCUGUUUGGACACAUGACACUGCUAUUCAGCUUGUCCAACUAUGCGGUCCAGGUCGCAGGGCUGACGCAGUCACAAGCCAGCGUGGUCACUGCUCUACUUAACCUCGGAACGGGCGUUGGAAGACCAGCGCUAGGUGUCAUCAGCGACUACCGUGGUCGUAUUCAGACUGCCGCGGUGGUGACGCUGCUCAAUGCUGUCUUCAUCUUUGUUUUCUGGAUACCGGCCACAUCGUACGGCUUUCUGAUCUUCUACGUCUUGAUCGCUGGUGCCACAGUUGGGAUCUACUGGAUGACAAUCGGGCCUCUUUGUGCUGAAGUUGCCGGCCUGGCUGAAGUGCCUUCGUUUCUGUCGAUACAGUGGUUGACAACUGUUCUGCCAACGACUUUCGCAGAGGUCAUAGCGUUGUAUUUGAGGCGGCCUGCAAAAGGACGGUGGGGAUAUCUUUACACACAGCUCUUUGCUGCCAUAGCCUUCAUUGUGAGCAGUGGUUGUUUGUUCGAGCUGUGGCGUAUCAAGGCCAAGAGAGACUACCUCUGUCGUUGCGUCGAUUUCUCAUCGAAGUGUGAAAGUGCAAGUCGUGUUGUUGUUGCUCUGAAUAAAAAGGAAGUCGCCGUCAUCCCAGUAAAAGCACGUGCCAUCACGAUCUCGGAUCUAUCUCGGAUCUCGAGCUUGAACUUUAAACUCGAAGCCCAAUGCGGAAGUGCUUACUUAACGCAAACAACAUUCACAGACAUUCAUGUACAAUCAUCCACCGGCGCAAUGGCACGCGCGACGCAGCCGACGUUCGACAUUUUCACCGGCGAAGAAGUCGCAAGCCAACAACCGUUGCGACAGUCCACACGCGAGCCACUACGAGAAACGAUGAAGCAGUCCACGGUCCGACCAGACCACAACAAUGAGGACUUGCGAGCACAGCUAAAGGCCGCGCAAUAUGAACUGGACUCGCUGAAACAAGAGCGCGAACUACACGAACUACACCACCAGCAAGAGCUACGCGACGCGCAGAACCGCGCCGAUGCCGACUUCAAGCGAGCGCAAGCGGCAGAGGCAGCUGCGAAUACUGCGACUAAGAAAGCAGAGGCUGUAAUACGAGGGCAGCAGGACGCGCAAGACAAGGCGACAAACGAGAAGUCAGAACUCGAGAAGAAGAAUAGAAAGCUGCAGGAUGAUAAUCGAUCAUUACGGGACGACCUCGAGGAAGCCAAAGCAGACCUGGAGUCGCAUGAUCGACAGAGCAAAUACGCGUAUGGUGAGCUGGAACAGAGAAAUACAACGCUGCAAGCAUCGGUUGAGGACAUUCAGCAAGAUCUGAGCAGUAAAGUCGCAGCGCUGCAAACCGUACAACAGAAGUUGGUACGGAAAGAGACUGAGGUUGGCGAGCUGGAGAAUGAAGUGCUGCGAUUAAAGGCGCAGACUGGCGACUCUGAUACGCUUGCAGUCAUCAAGAAAGAGCUAUCGGAGCAAGUCGCGUACAUCAAGAAGCUGGAGACGCAGAAUCGCGAGCAUAUAGCCGAGCUCAAGCAGUUCCGUAGGUCGCAGAAGAGCAUUGAGGUCGUGGAAGAGGAGAAGCGCGCGCUUGAAGUCAAGGUGCGCAUGAUGGACGACUUACGGAAGGAGCUGAACGAGGCACAGCUACAAAAGAGGAUCCUCGAGGAUGAGAAGCUAAGCUGGACCAGCUAUCUCGAGACAGAAGGUGGCAGCGAAGAGGAGCUACGAUAUGAAACCCCAGAGCAGAUGGCGAAGGCUUUCUUGCAGGAACGCCUAGAGCACGCCGAUCUUCUGCACAAGUUGGGUGAGAUCGAACCAGAGUUGAAGGUGCUGCAGAGCAACAUACAGAAUCUCCAAGACGAGAAGACACGACUAUUAUCGGAGCUCGAAACGACGCGCCAGACACAAGCGACGAGUACAGGCACCUCAGCCGGCGAUGCAAAAGCAAAGGCGCGCCUCGAGCGACAGAAGAAUCUCGCAAUCAAGGAAGUAGAAUACUUGCGCGCUCAAAUGAAAACCUUCGAAGCUGAAGAAGCAGAAUUCAAGCCCGAGCAAAAGGACGAACAGAACACAAAACUCAUCCACGACCUCGAAACUCUCGUCGAGCAGUAUCGAACAGAACUCCAAACCAUCCAAGCCGAGUUCUCCAAACUCGAAAAACAACCCACAACACCCAUCAUCGAAACACCCCGAAAACGUGCCCGCGAAGAAGACGAAGCCUCCGACGAACGCUUCGGAGAGCUACGACGUAAGGCCCGUACCCUCCAAGACGACCUCUCCAAAUUGCAGAACCGCAAUACCCUCCUGGAAGCCGAACUCAAAGCCAGCGUAGCCCAAGUCAGCUCCCUCCGCGAAUCGACCAAGACUCGCACCCUCGAGCUUCGCAACAACCCCACCGCCCAAGCGGAAGCGAUCAAGAUGGAGACGCUUCGUGUCCUGCGGGAUGAGAACUCCGCUCUCCUCUCCCAACUCGAGGGUAAACCCAACGGAACCAAAGUCGUCCCCAUCUCCUCCCUCGAAAACUCCCGCCUCCAACUCGAAUCAGCCCAAUCCCAAAUCCAAAAAAUGACCAAAAAAGAAGACCGCCUCAAGAAAAUCUGGACCUCUAAAUCCCUCGAAUUCCGCGAAGCAGUCUGCUCCAUCCUCGGCUGGAAACUCGACUUCAUGCCCAACGGUCGCGUCAAAGCUACGUCCAUCUUAUACCCAGCUUUACUCAACAACGGCGAAGAUGAGGAGGAGAACAGUAUUGUGUUUGAUGGCGAGAACGGGACGAUGAAGGUCUCGGGUGGACCGCAGAGUGUUUUUGCGGGGGAGAUUAGGCAUAUGAUUGAGUUUUGGGUGGAGGGGAGAAAGGAGAUUCCGUGCUUUUUGGCGGCGUGUACGUUGGAGUUCUACGAGAGGAGUACGAGGGCGCAGGUUAUGUGA